UUAAAAAAAAAAGUAAUUUUAUACUAUUAUUUUAGUAGAUUUAGUGUUAAGUGUGAUAAAUGUGAUAAAUAGUACCCACCAGACAGUACUUAUUCUCCUAGUGAAAGUCAAUUAAGUUCACUUCUUUAAUAUCCCUUUGUUCCGAUCACUACGUAUCACCAGUCAUCAUGGAUGCAUUAAAAGACUCGCUCAACGCCAUGGCUGAAAUGUUCGAACAGAAGAUGAGCGAGUUCCAGCAGGGCCUAGAUAAUGGACCCAUUACAAACACUUCCCUGGCUGCAGAGUUUAACAGCUUCAGGACCUUUGUGCUCUCUGCCAUGAAUACUUUGCAGAGACAGGUGGAGUUCCUUGGUAUAGAGGUUGAUCGUCUGGAGAUGCGUAGAAGGCGCAAAAUGCUACUAGUGCACGGAGUCAGCGAAGAUAAGUCGGAAGAUGUUACUUCACGUGUUUGUAAAGUAGUAGGGGAACAUCUUGGUGUGACUGGAUUCUCUGUUGCUUCCAUCAAGUCAUCCCAUCGCUUAGGACGUCCUUCCGAAAAGAAACCUCGUCCUAUAGUGGUAAAGUUUGCGGAUGUAGCAUUGCGGGAUAAGGUUUGGUUCUCCAAAACUGGAUUUAAGGGCAGCGGUUUAACUGUGUCAGAGUUUUUAACAAAGAGUCGUCAUAACUUAUUUAUGGAGGCAAGGCAGAGAUUCGGCAUAAACAAGUGCUGGACAAGGGAUGGAUGCAUACAUAUUAUAGGCCCAGAUGGUUCACAUCACCGAGCUGAGUGGAAAGCUGACCUACACAGCAUACCACAGACAUCUAAACAGACAUCUAAGCCUCUGACUCAGGGUACUGCCAGUCUCACCUCCAGGUCCAAAAGAACGGUCAAAAAUAAGUAAUAGGUAUCAUUAAUCUGUAAGUAUUUUAAGGUAAUGUAACCUUUAAAUAACUUGUACAAUUCAUAGGUUUAGUUAACUGUAAGCUUUUUGUAACUUCUAAUUACCCAUGUCACUACCACAAAGCCUAAGCUAUCCUAGUAUGAAUCUUUAUGUUAUGUAUAUGAAUUAAACCUUUUUUUAUUUAGUAUUUAUAACUUAUUACAAAAUUUCAUAACCAUCCUGUGUUGAUAAUUAAGAUAAUAUAUAAAGAAUGCAUAUACCUAACUUGUAAUGCACCACAUUGUAACAUUUGUGUUAUAGUUUAAUAGUUUGGUAACAAGCCUGCAGUAUUCAUUUACAUCCUGUUCUGUUUUUUAAUACCAAAAAUAAAAUGGAACAUCAUAUAACUAUUAAAUGCUAUUUAUUAAACAUUUUAAAUAAACAAUUUUCCAUAAAAUUUGAUAAUUUGAUAUUACUAAAUGCAGCUUAUAUUUCAAACAUUUUCAAUUGUUACAUAGUAUAAAUGUCAUACUACAUAAUUAUCAGAUUUAUAUUGCCUAUGCUAUUUCUUUCCUGUGUAUAAUAUAUUUAAUAAACUGUAGUUUUAGUGUAAUAAAUCAAAUUCCGUUGUUGAUACUAGGAAAUGAAAACUGUAGUUGUUACAUAAUAGGUACCUAUUAAAUUACCAUUGUUAUUUGUGUAGACUGUAGUGUCUUGUGUGACUGGCAGAUGUACGUGACAACUGUCAUCUAAUGACAGCUGUGACAUUUGACAUACCAGCCGCAGACUAAAUAACUGCUUUGGAUACAAGGCUUUUGGUCAUCACUGCGCUGGCAUUUAUAGAUUAUUAGAAUUAGAUUAUAGAAUUACAUGAUUAGUAAGCUAAGUUAUUGAAGCUGUAAGAUAGCGCCGCUUAUUAUUUUAUUAUUUAUUUUUUCUCACCCUUAAUAUGGGUCAAGGUAUUAAAAAUAUUAUGUUUUAAUUACUGCAUCAUGUUUUCACCGUAAAUAAAAUUUGUACAGCAUAAAAAUGGAGUACUCAGAUGGAGGCGCGCAAUCUUUAUUUCUUUUUUAUAAUAAUUUACGUGAAAAUUACAAGUCUAUCUCAAAACAGCUUCAUAGAUAUAGUUUAUAUUAUUUUUAUUCUUUUAAUUUGUAUAUGUACUUCAUUUUUAUUAUUGUAAUUUUUUGUCUUUAGUCACUUAGUUUUUAGUCCUCUAAGUUACCUAUUUAAAACCUACCUAUGUUUUUUGAGGGUUUUGAGAUAAAUAGUUUAUUUUUGCUAAAAGGAAAAAAGGGUUACUUUUUCAUUUUUGAUUGUUUUUACUUUAUCUUUUAUUUUUUUUUUAUUUUUUAUUAUUGUUUGUUUUAAGAAGUGAAUUAAUCUCUCCUUGCAACUGGCGGGUGGGUUCGUUAAUCAUUUAAUUUAAUUUAAUUUAAUUAUUUUUGUAUAUUAUUUUUUAGUUUAGGAAACUCGUUGCAGGUAUACUUUUGGAUAUUAUUUUAUAUAGGAUUAUUUUUUGUGUAAUAGUAUAAGUAGUAAUAAACAGUAGAUAAUUUUUAAAUAUUAUCAAGAUUCAAAAUGUCACAUAACUCUAGCCUUGAUGAUUUUCAGUCUAUAGUCUCUUCUGGUUCUAGUGGUGAAGAAAGUUUUCAAAGUGUAUCUUAUAUUCCUAUUGACGUUGCUCUCAGUAAUCACUUCCCAGACACACAGAAAAACUUUAAUAUAGUUCACCUAAAUGCACAAAGCAUUCCUGCACAUUAUCUUGACCUUCAGGCGUCGUUUGAUUCUAGCAAUGUUCAUGCCGUACUUAUUUCUGAGUCGUGGCUUAAGCCCAGCCUCCCUUCUUCCUCUUACUACCUUCCA
Molecule: messenger RNA, 2726 nt
Organism: Leptidea sinapis
Lineage: Eukaryota; Metazoa; Arthropoda; Insecta; Lepidoptera; Pieridae
Exons: 1
Coding region: 168-881 (237 amino acids)
Source: RefSeq, a predicted model, not a curated record